Messenger RNA from Aspergillus niger, 1062 nucleotides. RefSeq lists its product as uncharacterized. The coding region runs from base 1 to 1062 and encodes 353 amino acids. The record is from RefSeq and is a predicted model, not a curated record. The transcript has a single exon. NCBI's taxonomy places the organism in Eukaryota, Fungi, Ascomycota, Eurotiomycetes, Eurotiales, Aspergillaceae.
AUGGAGAGACCAUCGAAUUUAGGCCAAGAUGAAGGUCUACCAUUAACAGAACCCAAGUAUGCUAUUCUGCCCUCAGCUGACCUCGCCUUGGUUGGGAAGUAUCCCCCAGAGAUAUAUAAAGGCAUUCAUAAGCUCGAGGAAACAAUCAAAUCCACAUUUGAUACACUCGAAGAGCAUGAUAUCGACCAAUACCUGUCUCUAGGAUGUGUGUCUGGACAAGAUUUUCAACACCUGGUCGAGAAUCGCCAGCAGCUAUGUUACUCAGUCAGGUUCACAUACUUCCCAGAUAUCGAAACACUUAUUGUUAAAAUUGCCAUGCCUAGGCAGAAUGCGGCUCGCAUGGCAUUUAGGCGAGAGAUCACCUCCCAGUUAAGGAUCAUGAGUCUCGGCAUCGAGGAGCGUCCUGCCCUAUGGCCGUCCCUUCACAUCAGCCCUGCAGGUUCCAUGAAAGAAGCAGACGAUAGUUGGUCCCAUCCUUUGAUGGAACCUAGGAAUAAUGAUUGGCCAAAAAUCGUCAUUCAGAGUGCGGUAGCAGAAUCGAUGCCCAGGCUCCGCCAAGAAGCCUCCUGGUGGAUAAAUAACUCUAAGGGUCAAGUACAGAUCGUGAUCUUGAUUAGUGUGCGCAAAGAUAGUAGGAGUAUAGUAUUCGAAAAGUAUUUCCCAAAGUUUAGUGUUCCUUCCAACCCCGGAGCGCAACCUGGGACAGCCUAUAUUCCAGACCUGAUUUCAACUACUGAAGUGUGCUAUGGAGAUGACCCUCCAACUAUUCGAGGCCCUCCAGUCAGGUUGGAGUUCCAACGCUUAGUGGGUAGAAAACCACUGUUGUCUGAGAAAGACGUCAUUCUGUGGCCGGAGUUGCUCUUGGAAAUCGCUGAAGACAUCUUUGAGUAUGACGGAUUUCCCCCGCUCAGACUGGCACGGUACAAAGCUCCUCAUAUGUUAAGCCCUCACCUGGGUCGUGACGUCGUCCUUAGUUCUAAUGGGUUCCUUGGGCACAGGACCAGGACUGAAAGGAUUGAAAAAAGACAAGCACUUAGAAUCAAACCAUCAAGUAUGGGAUGA